AUGGGGCUGCAGUUUGCGUUGUUGUUGCGAUGGGCUGUUUCUUCUCAAGAUUGUACUUAUGGAUUCGGAUAUGACGCAACUAGUGAUGACUAUAAGAUCCUUAAGAUUGAUGGGAAUUCUCCCCAUGGUGACAAAGUACCCUAUGAAAUUUUUACGCUGAAAAGUGGUUCUUGGAGAAAUAUUGGUAAUCAUCCAACUGGAAAUCUGUUUGUGUCGCCUCAUAUGGAACCUCGUAUGGUUUCUUUGGCAUUUGUACACGGAGCAUUCCAAUGGCUUGGUUUGUCAGAAUGUAUUGCUAUGUCAGAUAGUGGUUUUACUGUGGUGUCAUUUGGUGUUUCAAAUGAGGUGUACGGAGAGAUUCCCUUGCUAGAGCGAAUGUGCUAUGUAUCCAACUCCAUGAGUGACCGGCUUGUCAUUUCAGUAUUGGGAGGAUGCUUUGCUUUCAUUCUACUCAUAAUCCUCAUGGGGAGGUCAGGCCGAUAUAUAGGUUUGGGAAUGGUGAAGUGCUACUGUGCUGCGGACUUCGGUUUCGUUAUGGUUCUGUAUUUAGGACAUCCAAAGGACCAUUUGGAUCAUGGCCUCAAGGUUAUGGUGAUGCCUAUCCCUCUCAGGAAGGAUUUGCGUAUACAGAAAGCUUGA
Messenger RNA from Lycium ferocissimum, 639 nucleotides. Its product is annotated as F-box/kelch-repeat protein At3g23880-like. The coding region runs from base 1 to 639 and encodes 212 amino acids. The transcript has 3 exons. The record is from RefSeq and is a predicted model, not a curated record. Lineage: Eukaryota; Viridiplantae; Streptophyta; Magnoliopsida; Solanales; Solanaceae.